AUGAAUGACCAUAUACGCCGUGGUUUGGACGCCCUGGAGCAACGGCAAAUCAAAGACCUCGCAGUUGACGCUCCAUAUGAUCGCGUCCUCGGCCACGCCAUCAUGGCGUUUUACGCCCUGAGGCUCAUGAGCUUCGAAAGGGAAUAUGUUCACACUCUCGAGGCUAAAAUCUGGGGCCCACAUGUCAUCUGUCGUGUCGGUGUCCGAAGAGCAGAACGGCGGAUGAAUCUGGCGGUCGUUCUUCAGAACCUGAAGGUGGGCUCUGCUGUCCUCUCAGGCAAAGAAGCCAUGGCUCCCAACAAAAAUGAUCAUCGCUACGAUGCCCUCCCUCCUAUCCCGACCUAUGAUGAAGCCAUUGGUGGCAAUAGCCGGUCCGCUCUCGAUGAAACCCACUACGAUCGCACCGCUGCUUCGCCAUACGAUGCACACGACGACAGCGACUACGACUCCGAUGGCCUCCCCAACACCCGCGGCAGAUCAAGCACCACGAACGGCACCGCGCGUUCGCAGCGAAGACCGGGUGGCUACCGACCACCAACAGUCGAGACCGAUGAUGAGGAUUCAGGGUCAGACGCUGGCGCGGAGGAUGACUUAGUUCGGAGGGAGAUGCAAGAGUUGGAAAUAGACGAUGGCGCCAGCACCCGCUCAUCAUUAUGGUCAAAACGGAUACCCUUUUCAUUAUCCCUACCGCAGUGGAAAUGGUCUUGGCGCUGGCGAUUACCAAAAUUACCGUCUAUAAGGCUGGGCGAAAGAGCAAACGGUGGUAGCAAUACGGAAAAUGAAACACCAAGGCGGCGAUGCUCUCCAGCUAUGGACUCCACUGCAACAUUUCUCCUGGUUGGGCGCGUAUUGGCCAUCUUAGUCGUCAUGGGCUUUCUCUGGCUCUUGUUCAUGAGCGACCUCUUCUCCAACAUGACGAGGCGGCUCGGCGGUGGCCAGAUGUUUGAUCCCGAGAGCGUCCGCAUACAUGUUCAGAGCAGUGUCGAUCGAGCGCAGAUACGGGAGAACUUGAAGCAUUUUACUUCGUAUGCGCAUCUUGCUGGCUCUGAAGGGGACUUCGCGCUGGCGAUGGACACCAAGAAUCUAUUUGUCCAAUACGGGUUGGAGGAUGUGACCGUGGACGAGUACUACGUAUACCUAAACUACCCAAAAGCCGACGGGCGCGCUGUGGAAAUCCUCGACGCCCAAAACAAACCAGUGUGGGCUGCGAAGUUGGAAGAAGGGGAGACGGGUGGUGAGACUGCUGGCCACCAGACGUACGUUUUUCACGGGCAUUCGAAAUCAGGAACUGUUCAGGGGCCGUUGAUCUACGCAAAUUACGGCUCGAGGGAGGACUUCAAGAAACUGUCCGACAGCGGGAUCGACACCAAGGGGGCGAUUGCAUUGGUGAAAUACUACGGUACACAAGGCGAUCGCGCGCUCAAAAUUAAGGCCGCAGAGCUCGCCGGCUUCGCCGGCUGCAUCAUUUACAGUGAUCCCCGAGAUGACGGCUUUCUACGGGGCGACGUCGCCCCAGACGGACGCUUUAUGCCUGCGGAUGGCGUGCAGCGUGGUGGCGUCAGUUUGAUGAGUUGGGUGGUUGGUGACGUCUUGACUCCAGGUUGGGAGAGCAAGCAGGGACUCCCUCGAUUGAAGCCGGAUGAAUCUGCGGGGCUGGUGAACAUCCCAAGCUUGCCUCUGGCCUGGCGCGACGCUCAAGUGUUGUUGCAGCACAUCAAGGGGUUCGGUCAGCCGGCCCCGGAUGAGUGGAAGGGUGGAGUACCAGACAUCGGCGAGUGGUGGACUGGCAAUUUGUCGGGGCCGGUCGUGCGCCUGAGAAACGAGCAGGACGAGGUUGCCGACCAGCCAAUCUGGAACGUCUACGGCCGCAUAGUGGGUAUUGAGCAGCCCGAAAAGUCCAUCAUCAUCGGCAACCAUCGUGACGCUUGGUCCUACGGCGCCACGGACCCUGGAUCCGGCACAGCAGUGAUGAUGGAAUUGGCCCGCAUUUUUGGCGACUUGCUUGAUCGCGGCUGGCGACCAUUGCGUACGAUCGAGUUCAUGUCGUGGGAUGCCGAAGAAUAUAACUUAAUUGGGUCUACCGAAUUCGUUGAGAAAAGCCUCGAGCGCUUGCGAAAGGACGGAUAUGUUUACAUCAACGUGGAUACCCCCAUCGGGGGCGACGAGUUCCACGCCUCUGGCAGUCCCGUCUUCCAAAAGAUCUUAUACCGCGUCAUCGACCGCAUUUAUGACCCAAAUUACAAUACAACGCUCCGGGAGCUGUGGGACCGCCGCAGUGGCGAGCUGGAGGGCCUCGGUGCCGGGAGUGAUUAUGUUGCGUUCCAAGAUAUCGCAGGAACGUCGUCCCUGGACCUCUAUUUCCAAGAGUCCGACGGCCUGCCGAGCCACCCGUACCACUCAAGCUACGAUAAUUUCGACUGGAUGGACCUCGUCGGUGACCCUGGCUUCGUGUAUCACGGCAUGCUGGCAGAGCUCAUGGGACUCAUCAUUCUGGAACUGUCCGAUCGGCCAGUUCUUCCUUUCGACAUGGCUGCUUAUGCCAACGCACUAUACAAAUGGACCAAUGAGCUAUCUGACUGGGCGGAGAAGAGAGCUGUCAACCAAGACGGAAAGGCGAUCCUCGAUAUGAACGUCCUUAAGAAGGCGGCCCUCGGGACCAUCGAUGCAGUCGGGAGUUUCCAGGACUGGGAGCAGGUCUGGCAGAACAGUGUCCUGGCAGCGAACGGGUGGGAGCCCAUCGGCCUGGGCCAAAAAAGGACGGAGUACAAUGACCACAUGGCGAAUUUUGAAACCGACCUCCUGGAUCUGGCCAGGGAUGGUGGUAUUCCCAACCGUACACAAUUCCGACACGUAGUCUUUGGUCCACAGCUCUGGUCUGGCUACGACGAGGCAUUCUUCCCCGCCAUUCGCGACGUUGUCGAGAGCGGCAACUGGACGCUGGCCAACAUCACCGUUGAAAAGACGGCGCGCAUCAUGAGGGAUGCUGCCACGGCGCUGAAGAACUGGUCCUAG
This is a messenger RNA of Diaporthe amygdali, 3012 nucleotides long. RefSeq lists its product as uncharacterized. The coding region runs from base 1 to 3012 and encodes 1003 amino acids. The transcript has 4 exons. Lineage: Eukaryota; Fungi; Ascomycota; Sordariomycetes; Diaporthales; Diaporthaceae. Gene Ontology annotation, molecular function: carboxypeptidase activity. The record is from RefSeq and is a predicted model, not a curated record.